Molecule: messenger RNA, 1297 nt
Organism: Folsomia candida
Lineage: Eukaryota; Metazoa; Arthropoda; Collembola; Entomobryomorpha; Isotomidae
Product: probable endochitinase
Exons: 4
Coding region: 90-1106 (338 amino acids)
Cellular component (GO): extracellular region
Molecular function (GO): chitin binding
Source: RefSeq, a predicted model, not a curated record
GUUAGGCUGCGACGCAUUUUAUCCAGGUUUUGAGACAAACUCGUACUCCACAUUCUGACCUCCUAGCUGAAGAAUCGUGUCGCUUCAUCAUGCAAAUUUUUGCAAAGUUGUGUGUCUACUUAACCAUAGCUGUAAUUGGGGCAAAGUCCCAAGAAGGAAUCUGCCCACCCGGCCAGGACACGUGGUCACAUCAUAAUUGCACCUUGUUUUACAUUUGUAACAAUGGGAACCCCAUUGUCAGCACGUGUCCAUCAGAACUUUAUUGGAACCCCAUCCUAGAAACUUGCGAUCGUCAGAGUGAGGUGCCAGAAUGCGUGGGUGGGACAAGACCUCCAACCGGUACGACGCAACCUGUAACGGAGAGUUUACCCACUACAACGGAACAACCCACCACAACCGCCGAACCUAUAACGACCGCACCCACAACUGCCGCACCCACAUCCACCACCUAUUCAGGACCUCCAUCGACUGUGGAAGAAGAAACCCCAGAAACGGAGGCCCCUUUCACAACUACCACGCCCCACACGACGACUGAGGAAGCGCCAGAAACGGAAGAUACCGCUGGACCAUCAACCACGACACAACUCCCACCUGGCGUCUGUCCAGGGAGCGGGAUCGCUAAAAUUGCUCAUCCAGAAUUCUGUGAGUUGUACUACCUCUGCGUCAACGGGGUUCGACAAGAGCCACCCGCCACUUGUCCGGAUGGCAUGCUCUUUGACCCGUCCUUAUCGGAGUGCAAUCAGGCGGCGGAUGUCGAUUGCGGGUCAGCCUCUCCCCGAACAACAACCACAACGACGGAAGCGCCCACCCUCCAAUGUCCCGACCAAGGCGCGGCUGUCAUUCCAUAUCAGGGAAACUGCACCCUGUACAUUAUGUGUAUCGAUGGAUCACAAACCGUGUAUCGAUGCCCACCCGGGUAUUUGUUCGACACGGGAAAGCUUGUCUGCGAACAUGAAUCAACGGCCGAGUGCACGGUGGGAUUUGGUUGGGCGGGAUUUAUCGAACACAUUGGUGGACUGAGCGUUGCAGGGGAGAAGGAUACCGGGGCAGUUGGGACCUCUAGUUUUGCUGAGGUAUUCAGAAAACUUUGGAAUUUUUGGAAAUAAUUGACACCCCUGACGUCCUCCUGAAAUUUUUAUUCCUGCAUUGGAAAAAUUGAAGUUGAUUAAAUUAGUAACAGAUUUGAAAUAUGGAUGAUGUUAUUGGUUACAAAAAUUAGUUUACCAUAGUUAUAAAAGCAUGGAUUAUCUAAAUUGUAUUUUUCUUGGGUGAAAUAAAAUUGUUUAAAUUACGAAGA